Drosophila obscura is the source of this 417-nucleotide messenger RNA. RefSeq names its product protein Rae1-like. Gene Ontology annotation, molecular function: ubiquitin binding; RNA binding. The transcript has 2 exons. Gene Ontology annotation, biological process: RNA export from nucleus; transcription-dependent tethering of RNA polymerase II gene DNA at nuclear periphery. The record is from RefSeq and is a predicted model, not a curated record. Gene Ontology annotation, cellular component: nuclear pore. The coding region runs from base 4 to 381 and encodes 125 amino acids. Lineage: Eukaryota; Metazoa; Arthropoda; Insecta; Diptera; Drosophilidae.
CAUAUGCAUGUGCGGAACAUCCCAGAUACCACCGAGAACCGAAAGAACUACGAUUUGACGUGCCAUCGCCAAUACAGUAGUGACGACUCCUCAUGUGACAUCUAUGCGGUGAACGAUGUGCGGGUGCAUCCCUUACACCAGAGCAUCGCCACCGUUGGUUCCGAUAAAAAAUUCAAUUUCUGGAACAAGGCCAAGCGUUGCAGUAUCUACAGCAGUGCCGCGAUGGAUCAGACGAUCACAAAGUGCGCCAUCAGCUGUGAUGGGCAGCUCUUUGCCUAUGCCCUUGGGUACGACUGGUCCAUGGGACACGAGCACUGUGAUCAAAAUCGGAAAUCGCAGAUAAGUUUAUAUCACUGCUUGGAGUCAAUGCGUUCGAACUAGCUCGAUAAAUUUAGAAUUUAAAUUAAAUUUUAUUUC